Cladophialophora psammophila CBS 110553 is the source of this 1332-nucleotide messenger RNA. RefSeq lists its product as uncharacterized. NCBI's taxonomy places the organism in Eukaryota, Fungi, Ascomycota, Eurotiomycetes, Chaetothyriales, Herpotrichiellaceae. The record is from RefSeq and is a predicted model, not a curated record. The coding region runs from base 1 to 1332 and encodes 443 amino acids. The transcript has a single exon.
AUGGAGUCUUCCACUAGCAAAGCUUUGGUCCGGGUCAAGAGGGAGCUGGUGCCCAUUGAACCGAAGCCUCCGAUCCUUGGGUCACAUGAGCCUCAAGAUGGCCCAAGCACGACGGAGAAAAAGCCUGAACCCAAAGACUUCAAGGACAUGACUCGCGAGGAGAAGCUGCUGGCGAUUGUGCGCCACAGCGUUCAGCCCUUCUCAGACCGCCUGGACCCCUUCGCUGCUUUGCCGGUGAAUCUGGACCGCUUCCAGGAGCACCUCAUCAGCUUCUACCUGCUCUAUUACCCCAAAGCCACGUAUGGAUUCAGUCCACGGCUUCGUCCCCAUCCGGUUGCCAGCAACUUCUCCAUCGCUCUGACCACCCCAGCAUGCUUUCAGGUCAUCAUGGCGCGAUCGGCUCUCUAUCGGAUAUCGCUAAACAAAUAUGCCACCGACACGGAGAAAAGGUCGCUCGAGCUGGCCGUGAUGCGGCACAAGGGGGAGGCCCUGAAAAUGGUCCGUUUGUUGAGUGCGAGCUCGAGCCCCCAGCGCAAGGACGACCUCCUGGCGUCCAUCAUCAGCUUGGGGACCUUUGAUCGACGAUCUGGGUCGCAGGAAGCGGCGGGGAUGCAUUAUCAAGCGGUGAGAAAGAUUUUGAAGACGACGGGUGGUCCUCUCGCCGUCCAUUCUGUGCUGUUGUCACGCGUCAUGUGUUUCUUUGAGUGCAUCUACGGGACGAGCCCGGAAAGCUACAUCUGGGAUAAUUCAGAUCUCAAGAGGCUGGUGCGCAGCAUGAAUGGCUUCCUGCGGAAGCUGUGGGAGUUGUGGCAGUCGCUGUCGACCAUAAGCGCUCUGACGGCGCCUAGCUCGCGAGACGGUGCAACAGAGGCUGGAGCACGACGCAUACACUCCUUCGACCUCCAGGCGGGAUCGACCUUGCUUGGACUGGUGUCCAGGCAGCCUCCGCCCGGUGCCGAGCUCACUCAACCACGACGGCUCGAGCUCAUUUUCCAGCUCACUUGCCUUCUGACGCUCGGCAUGAUCACCGUGGACUUGGCCAGCGAUUUCCGGUCAUUACAGACGUACAUGGACAACCUGCACCGAUCCAUCGAAGAUCUGAGGCUUGUGGGGCAGAGCUGCAACAACGCCAUGUGGCAGAUUCAAGUCAACGACCACAGCGAAGCGCAUAGCCGGCGGAUAUGGCGGGCAGCGAGUUUUGCAUGGGUGAUGAAGCAUUGUUCGUACAACGUGCAGUUGUCGCUGAAGGAAUGGCUGCUGGCAUUUUUCACGGGCAAGCCGGUCGACCAACCGUACCACCUGGCCUCAUUUCAUUUCAGCUACGCGAGUUGA